UAUGCCCCUAUCCAAAUGAUCGAGUAGCCUACAAACACAUUAUAAAACUAGGUUAGUAGUUACUGUGAGGAAACUAAGAAUGAAUUAAAGAAUGCCGUUUGUGAUGAGUUUGCUAGCUUUUAACAUUAACAGAUAACAGAUCCCGUUACUUGGAAAGUGUCCAACGUUUUUGUGUUGCCCCGCCGCCUUGAACAGUACCCCAUUCCUACUUUUUCAUAUAUACUUAUUUAAAAUGUUUGUACCACUAGUUCAAAUGAAAACCAAACCAUUAUAUAUACAUUACAAAAACCAGGGAUCCCAAAUAUUCCUUCUCUCUGCAGGGAUUUGUAUAUAUAGUCUUAUUAUGGUGGUGGAUUGUUGUUGUUGGUGAUCAAAACAAAUACUUACACUGCUUCUAUUUCACGUUAUGUACUUCUAAAUUCUCAAGAUUAAUUUCUCUCUCUCUCUUUCCCUUUGUUUUCUUCUCUAUAUAUAUCAGUACAGUAGUGCUACUAUUACUUACUAUUCGUGCAAACAAACACCAAACCAUUGUUUGAAAAUUUUUUCUCAAUUCAGUUCGUUGUCAACAACAUGAGUAAUAAUGCGAAACUCCCACCUGGAUUUCGGUUUUAUCCCACAGAUGAAGAGCUCAUUGUCCAUUUCCUUCAAAGAAAAGCUGCCCUGUUACCUUGCCAUCCUGAUGUUAUCCCGGAUCUUGAUCUUUAUCCCUAUGAUCCUUGGGACCUAGACGGUAAAGCAAUGGUGGAAGGGAACAAAUGGUAUUUCUACAGCAGGAGGACACAAACCCGAAUAACCGGAAACGGGUUCUGGAUGCCAUUGGGCGGAGAUGAAUGCAUCUACUCCAGCUCCUCCGGCCAGAAAGUGGGCUCCAAGAGAUGUUACGUUUUUUACGUCGGCGAACCACCGGAAGGUGCCAAAACUAAUUGGUUUCUUCAAGAAUACCGGUUGCCGGAUAGUGGAACUUCCGCCGGUUCCAGCAGCUCUAGGUCGUCCAAGAAAAGACACUCCAAAAUGGUAACAACUAACAACUAAUUUCAUCGACUAUAAAUUUUGGGUUCACAUUCUUAUGGUUUUAUUUUUCUUACAUCAAUUUUUUUUUUUUUUGGUGAAUUGCAGGAUUAUAGUAAAUGGGUAGUAUGUCGAGUUUACGAGCGAAACUGCAGCGAUAAUGAAGAUGAUGGAACAGAGCUUUCAUGCUUGGAUGAAGUUUUCCUCUCAUUGGAUGAUCUCGACGAAAUUAGUUUGCCAAAUUAAUUAGCUGAUCAUAUAUCAACGCCCAAAAAAGCUUCUCUUUUUUAGCUAGAUUCACCAUCCAAGCAAUGAAGUUAGGAGCUAGCUAGCUCGACAAUAUAAAUUGGCCUAAUUUUUUUUUUUUUCAAACAGGGGAAUUUCCUGGCCAACUCCCAUCAUCAUUGGGAGGGUGUGGGCAUGGAGUUAUUUUGGAGUAAUAUUUUUGCUUUCUUUCAAUUCAAGUACAUUGUAGUUAAAGUAAUUAAAGCUGUAAGACAAUUAAUCAAAGUCAAUUCAAAGGGUGGAGAAACGUAAUGGGAUUCUAGCGCAUUGCCUUUUCUUGGUUUGUUCUAGUAAUAUUUGCAACCAAAAUCAUUACUUGGUUGUGGUAUUAUCAUUAUUUGGUUCAUAUUUGCGUACAUCCACUUCCAUGAUUCCAAUGUCCCAUUUCUCCCGCGGAAACUCAUCACCACAAACCAUUUUCUUUCAUCCUACCACAUAAUAUACCACAAAAUACGGCAAUACCCGUAUAUUCCAUAUAACUGAUCCCACUUAGUAAAGAGAAACCACUCAAAAUUGCUAUUGUAAACAGACACAUUGUAUCUUCACGUAUAGGAGUUUGAUCCGAUCCGAUGACAUGGGAUGUCCACGUGGAAUAGAGAUGGGGUGAAUGCAUGCAAGCAAAACCAACCGCAAUGGAUGAAGCCAGAUAGUACUCCUUCCGUCCCAAAAUUAUUGUCCAGUUCAAGAUUUUACUUUUAGUAUAAUUUGAACUAGAAAUUAAAAUCUAAAGUGGACAAUAAUUAUGGGAGGCAGAGAAGAAGAGAGUAUCAGAUAAGAGAAUCAAAAUGGAGAAAACUGGAAGGCCUAUGCGGGCGAGGACAUAUGCCCCACUACAUACCAAAAUUCUAUGCACUUUGAUGAUUUCUGUUUCCAAAUUUUCAUUCUUAUUUGUCAUGUUGGAGAAAAACCCACGUGCAAAGGGAUAAUUCUGAGAGAAAAGGGUUGAAGAAAUUGGAUGCACAAUAAGGAAGAAGGCAAGAAGAAAGGGGUAGUUAGUAGUAUUAGUAGGCAGAGAGAUACUACAUGUGGAGCCCUAAAAGCACUGUGAUUUGUGACAUUGAGAUGGAUCCCCUUUUUGUUUGGAGGGAGCAAUAUUUGAGCACUUCUUUUUCUCCCAUCCUAAGUAGAGAGGCCCUUUUUAGAGCCUUUCUCUCAGAAUGAUGGGUAUUUGAGAGUUGUCUUGUGUAACAAAGCUAAGUAACCCAUCCAUAUAUUUUUUUUUUCC
Oldenlandia corymbosa var. corymbosa is the source of this 2518-nucleotide messenger RNA. NCBI's taxonomy places the organism in Eukaryota, Viridiplantae, Streptophyta, Magnoliopsida, Gentianales, Rubiaceae. The record is from the annotation of a GenBank genome assembly.